AUGGAGGUGUCCUGCAGCAUUGCUGACAAGCCACAGACAUUUGACUACUUCACAGAGCGUUACUACCACCAAUAUGUAGUGAGAAACUGCAAAGGGGUAGAAGAUAAUAAUUGUAGGCUGUUGGUGCACAGCAAUGGGUUGUGUGUAUUAUGCCUGGACGGGUCACAUGCUGCUAUUCAGUCGCAUCGUAAGAGUUUGUGUACAGACGAGGAAUUAGAUGCAUCUCAUCCCAGAAUCGAAUCCGUCACAUUUGGUUCUGGAAGGGGAAAUGCAAAACUUGCACCACAAAACGUUUGUUUGGUGGGAAAACGCAAGAAAAACGCCACAAAAUGUCAAGAAGACACUAAUAUCUGCGUUAUAACAAUGACGGAUGGAACUUUGUACAAAAUCCCUGCAUGUGUUGCCGGAUUUGUUCUGGAGCUCAACCCCACCGUGCAAGAACGACCCGAACUUCUUGUGACGGCACCUCACGUCGAGGGCUUUAUCGCCGUCAUUUCCCCCAACUACAACAAAUUGGACCUCGGCAAGUACCAAAAAGUAUGGGAGGCAACCGGAGGAGAUGUUGUGGACGACAAUGAUGCUGACGACUGCACAAAAAAAAAAUGA
Messenger RNA from Trypanosoma cruzi, 606 nucleotides. RefSeq lists its product as uncharacterized. Bases 1 to 606 code for a protein of 201 amino acids. The record is from RefSeq and is a predicted model, not a curated record. The transcript has a single exon. Lineage: Eukaryota; Euglenozoa; Kinetoplastea; Trypanosomatida; Trypanosomatidae. Gene Ontology annotation, cellular component: nucleus.